ACCGGCUAAUGACAAACGGGUCGAAACGUUGCGGAAAAAAAGAAAACAGAACAUUUUCUCUUGGAUCGGUGCGGAUCUGUGCAAAAUUCUAAACAUGUGCAGUGUUGAUAAUACGAAGCGUAUCGCAACCUUCCUGGAGGUUCCGCUUGGAAAAGUGGGAUACAAUGCUGAAAAGAUCCUGACGAGAACGAAAUCCGCCCAAGAACCAAGCAUUUCCGGAUUUUCCUCAAUCAUCCAGUCUUUAAUUCGAGAGUCGAAAAAGUCGUCGGUUCGGCAGGCUCAUUCCGAUUUCGAAACAGAAUGCCAGAUAUUGCAGUGGCUGGAUUACGCCGUACUGUUUGUGGCUCCAUCAAACAAGGACAAACACACCGCCAAGAGCCUGCUGGACGAACUUAAUUUCUACUUGCAAAGCAGAUCCUAUUUGGUAAAUGAUACCCUCAGCGUAGCGGAUGUAGUAGUUUUUCAUACCAUCCACGAGACUAUGGCAAAUCUUCAACCACUCGAAAAGGAAAACUUCCUUAACGUUUCCCGGUGGUUCCAUCACCUUCAGCAAAUGGGAGAGGUUCGUCAAGGAAAAAAUCUGCUCAACUUUUCAACCCUGCAGCUGCUGGAAUGGGCUACUGGUACUCAUACCUAAACCUUGGUUUUAUGGUUCUAUCCCCUUCAAGAGUUUUGUUCAAAUUUAAUGAAAUUAUUAUAGCUGUUUUUGCGUGGGCUAAUUCAUUGGCCAGAUUAAAUUACCUGGCCGUGGACGGAACACGGUAAUAAGAGUUAUAAUUAUUUUCUUUUUAUUUAAACUUCUGUAACUUCUAAAGCUGGAAGCAAGUGUCUCAAAUUGAUUUGUAAUAAAUUAUGUGUACCCUA
Anopheles arabiensis is the source of this 864-nucleotide messenger RNA. RefSeq names its product eukaryotic translation elongation factor 1 epsilon-1 (gene AIMP3). Lineage: Eukaryota; Metazoa; Arthropoda; Insecta; Diptera; Culicidae. The record is from RefSeq and is a predicted model, not a curated record. The transcript has 4 exons. Gene Ontology annotation, cellular component: cytoplasm; aminoacyl-tRNA synthetase multienzyme complex; nucleus. Bases 95 to 637 code for a protein of 180 amino acids. Gene Ontology annotation, biological process: positive regulation of DNA damage response, signal transduction by p53 class mediator.